Molecule: messenger RNA, 165 nt
Organism: Dentiscutata erythropus
Lineage: Eukaryota; Fungi; Glomeromycota; Glomeromycetes; Diversisporales; Gigasporaceae
Source: the annotation of a GenBank genome assembly
AUGACUGAUCGACAUAAAGAUAAAAAAUAUCUUCUUGGACUCAAAUUUAACCCAACUAGAGAUAAAGGGUUUUUAAGAGAAUCUUGUGCUGUGAUAUUAGAUUUUAUUCAAGCAUAUCGAUUUAUUAAUCUUGGAACAAAUAAUGCUUUAGCAAUUAGAGAUAUG